Aureobasidium pullulans EXF-150 is the source of this 2733-nucleotide messenger RNA. RefSeq lists its product as uncharacterized. The record is from RefSeq and is a predicted model, not a curated record. The transcript has 4 exons. NCBI's taxonomy places the organism in Eukaryota, Fungi, Ascomycota, Dothideomycetes, Dothideales, Saccotheciaceae. The coding region runs from base 196 to 2670 and encodes 824 amino acids.
UUUUUCCCUUGCACGACUACUUGUCGAACUGUGAUUGUUGUUAUUUACCUGGCCAGUUCGACCGCAUGCAUGGCCUCUCUGUCCCUCGAGCUUAAGUGCUGUAUUCUUGCUGUCCUCUCAGUCUGUGUCACCUGUCCGUAUGAAGUGAACAGUGUCUCAGAGCUUCUUCUCCAAGCCUUGCCUUCUCCAUUCUAGAUGCACAUUUCCGCUAUUCCACGACGCAGACCUGUACCUCCAUUUGCCAACCACACGCCUAGAGCUUUUGAGUUUCAGAAGACCGGCAAGCUACAUCAGACUUCAGCGAUGUUCGGUCCAACCGGUAUGGCGGUCCCUGUCAUGCUGCCAGCCGGGCCAGCCCCCUCAGCCAAACCGGCCAAACCUGAUGUAUCUGCAAGUGAGAGGAGCAGCACGGGUGGUAGCGUCAGCUAUGCCAGCUCUCGAGCAGAUGUAAAAUCACAGGACGAGUCUCGCCCGACAUCUUCUGAACUUGUUGCUGGCGAAGACAGCAGAAAUCCAUUCGUUGACAGGAUGAUGACUCAAACUAACCUUCUUGUUCUUCCUCCAUCGAAUCCAUCUUACCAGAUGGCAUACUUUCUCAAGACAACCGGGCCGGUCAAGGAGCCACCAGUCAAGGGUGCCAGAUCCAAGAGAAUCUCAUCUGCAAUGCGUAUCUUCAAGGGAAGCAGCAGGCGUCCUUCAGAGUCCUUGACAGCCGCUCACAUGAGGCUCAACGAAGUCAUCUCUGAGGAGAAAGAGGAGCUUGAGCUCGAAACACAGGCUACGGAAAAGGCGUCUCAUACAUCCCGAAAGCCUUUGAUAUCGCCGGAACCGAGAUUACCAGAAGUCGUAGUACCAAAAAUCUCCAAAACUGGCAAAAGGUAUUUCGAGAUCGAGCCGGUGAGGGCGCAGAAAGAAAAGCAAGGAUCGGCAUCGAAGAACCCCCAAAUAGCCGAGUCCAGGGUCUCCGUCCUUGUUACAGACCAGCUGAGUACAGACAGCCUUCACGAUUGGGUUUUGGGCUUUGAGGGCGCCAAAACCGACACCAAACCUCAAGAGCACGAAGGACCGGAAGCACUCAGAGGCUGGCCGAUCAAGCGAAUAUCCCAGACACUGCCUCAUGAGGAAACAAUUCGAGUCCUCGAUCGCAAGAUCGUCGCUCCAGUACGGCCUCUAUUCCUCGGCACGAAGGCUCGUACAGAACAGUUGGGAGCGGACAGACAUGUUCGCGUGAUACGUGGUAGAACGGCACCGCUUCGAAGUCAUCCUGUCACCCCUGGACCUGUACCAAGCAUCGCACCUCCAGCCUUGCCUGAGAAUAAGGCUAGCCCGGUAGUUGCUGAUCCAGUCAAAGCAGCGUCUCUUGUUCAACCGAGCCCUCGGAGAUUGCACGACCACCCCUUAGUGCUCCAGAGGACUUCGAGUGAUGUUACUGGACUUCGGUUUUCGCAUCUAUCGCAGGACGGAAUAAGAUCGGUGUCGGAUAGCCCUGGACCCCCUCCUCCACGUAGUCCUCUACGUUUGUCAAUACCAUCAGAGUCUUUGGGUGAGAUGCUGGGCAAAUCAACGGGAGGGACCAGUCCUGAAAGAUGGGCGAGAGACAGAACACCAAUCAACGAGGAACAAGCAAUCCGAGUUACGAAAGAGGCCGCUGUGACAUAUGUCGAUCGAGAGGAGAGAGACGACGACCUACCUUCUUUUCUCCGGCCUGGCAGCAGUGGGACAAGCAGCGACGUGUUCUGUACGAAUGCAACUCUGUCCAAGACAGGCUCUUCUAAACCUCUUGAGCUCAUCGAUGCUAUGGUCAAAGCAUCGCAGCAGAACACAUCACGUCGCCGACUUCGCAGAGCCAGACCUGAAGGACCUCGUCCGCUUGACCUCGGCGGCUCGCACUUACAAGGCUCCAUUGAACGCGAUCAGAGGCUAGAUGGAUAUUGUACCAGUCCACUCUCCAUGAAGCGUACCAAUAGCAUAGGCGACUUGUCGGAGAAUUAUCGAAUCAUCGCCACAACUGCCUCUCCAUCGCCUAGGAUCAGCCAUGUGCGUAAAGCUCCGAGUGCAAGAGGCAGGAACAGUCCAAUCCCACGAGUGAAGACAACCAAGCGUGGCCGAGGCCCUAAAAGCAUGACCUCGACUCCUUCGAGGGCAAGUAGCCCAUCCAAGAAGACUCGACAAUCGACUACUCCAGAACUCCCAUCGCCACCCCCCCAAAAAGAGCUGCCGCCUACACCGCGUGCGAAAAGCGAUCGCCUCUCUAGAAUGGAGGCUACGUUGGAGAUAGGACUGGCAAGAACCAGCUCGACCAGGAACCUACCUGCACCGCCUGCUGGAGAGAACGGGCGCAGUAUGAUGUUCCCAUCUCCACCCUCAAGUGCAAAGACAGCCAGAUUCAAGCUGCAAGCGGGCGAAAAUAGCCCAUUGACCAUCGAGGCGCGAAUGGAAGCACUGGAGCGCCAGAACAAGUUGUUGGAGGCUGCUCUAUCAGCGGUGCUCAAAACCGGAGGUACACUGAAUGGCUGUCCUUGUCAGGCAUCACACGCCGAGGGACAUGAUUGUCAGGAAGCAGUGGCAAGUGAGCCGUUAGUUGCAAGAGGAAGUGUUCGUAGCAGAGUGAGUUCUGUCAGCAACGGAUCGAGCGCGCUAGAUGUAUAUCUCAACACGAGAGGGAAGUAAGCAGAGCUGGAUGGACAAUGAGGAGAUGAAUAUAGUGGAUAAUCGAUAUAUAUGUAUACACUU